AUUCAUUAAUAAACAUAAGAGAAUUCUUUUAUUGAAGUUUAAUUGAGAAUAUUGAGUUAUGAUCUUAUAAAAUAGAGAGGAAGAAUGAAGUGAAUAUAAGAGUCCGCUUUAGUCAUUUAAAAAUAUCUAUAAUUAAUCAUUUAAAAUUAUAAAAAUUAAAUCUUUGUGCGAUAAAGGAACCAAGUUUGAAUCUCCAUAAUUAAAAAAAAAUUCAAAAAAGUGAAAUACCCGCUCUGAAAAAAAAAACUCAAUUUUGGUUCAAAUUGUUCGAAAUUCGAAUUCAAAUACUGAUUAGUGCAAUUAAAGCUAAAAUAAUUGAUUAUGCUCAUUAGGAUAUGAAUAUCAUUAGUAAAAAUAAAGGAUAUGAAUAUCAUUUAAUAAUGACCUAACAGUUAUAGAAUUAUAUUCAUGACAUAUGAUUAUAAUUCUUGUAACUGAAAUCAUUAAUUAUUAUCAUUUUGAAUAAUUCAAAUCAAUUUGAUUUUAUUUAAAUAGAACACUUACACACCAACAAAAUUAGAAAACUUGAACUACAAUAUUUUCGUAUCAACAUUUGCUACUGCCCUGCAAUGGCUCAAUCUGAUGGAGGUGAUAAUGGUGGUGGUGGUGGUGGUGGUGGCGGCGGCAACAAAAAGGGAGGUGGAGGCCCAAAAGCAGAGGAAGUGAAGCCUUCUGCACAUCCUGUGAAAGAGCAACUUCCUGGAGUUCAAUAUUGUAUUAACAGUCCACCUCCAUGGCGUCAAGCUGUUUUAUUAGGAUUCCAACAUUAUCUUCUAACUCUUGGCAUUACAGUUCUAAUUCCAACUAUAAUUGUCCCUCAAAUGGGUGGAGGAGAUCCUGAGAAAGCUAGAGUGAUGCAGUCCCUUCUGUUUGUUUCUGGAGUAACCACAUUACUUCAUUCUUUGUUCGGAACGCGGUUGCCGACGGUAGUUGUUGGUUCAUACACUUACUUAAUACCUGUAAUUUCUAUUAUCCAAGCUAAAAGAUAUCAUUCUUAUACAGAUCCUUAUGAGAGGUUUAUUAUGACAAUGAGAGGGAUUCAAGGUGCAUUGAUCAUAAGUGCAAGUUUUCAAAUGGCUAUUGGAUUUUUUGGUUUUUGGAGGAAUGCGGUUAGGUUCCUUAGUCCACUUUCUGUAGUUCCAUAUAUAGCUUUCACUGGACUUGGUCUCUAUCAAAUUGGUUUCCCAAUGCUUGCUAAAUGUGUUGAAAUUGGACUUCCUGCAUUAAUUGUUAUGGUUUUCACCUCACAGUAUGUUCAUCGGUAUUUUACAAGCGUGAAGACUAUACAUGACCGAUACGCCGUGCUAAUUACGGUUGCAAGUGCAUGGCUAUUUGCACAGCUUCUAACAUCUUCAACUGCAUAUAAUCGCAAGUCAGAAAGUACACAGAUUAGUUGCCGCACGGAUCGUGCCGGACUCAUUAGUGCCGCUCCUUGGGUGUAUUUUCCUUACCCCUUCCAAUGGGGGAGUCCUACUUUCAAUGCUGCAGAAACUUUUGCUGUGAUGGCUGCUUCUUUAGUAUCUCUUUUUGAGUAUACUGGUGCAUCCUAUGCUGCUGCAAGAUAUGGAAGUGCAACACCAGUGCCACCUUCUGUUAUCAGUCGCGGAGCCGGUUGGGUGGGUGUAGGUGCUUUGCUUAGUGGCAUGUUUGGUUGUGUAACUGGAACUACAGCAUCAGUGGAAAAUGCUGGUUUACUAGCAUUAACAAGAGUAGGAAGCAGAAGAGUAAUUCAAAUAUCAGCUGGAUUUAUGAUUUUCUUCUCUGUUUUUGGGAAAUUUGGAUCAAUUUUUGCUUCUGUUCCUUUCCCAAUCAUAGCAGCAUUAUAUUGUGUAUUAUUCGGCUAUGUGUCUUCUGCUGGUUUUAGUUUUCUCCAAUUCUGCAACCUCAACAGUUUCAGAACCAAAUUUGUUUUGGGCUUCUCACUCUUCUUAGGAAUCUCCAUACCUCAAUAUUUCUCAGAAUAUUUUCAUGUAAAGCAUGAACAUGGAAGUCCUAGAUGGUUAUAUGAUAUUAUAAGUGUGAUCUUCAUGUCACAUAUAACGGUUGCUUCCUUAAUUGCAUUAUUUUUGGAUCUCACACUUACUCGUGAAGAUGAUGAAGCAACUAAAAAUGAUAGUGGUUUAAAAUGGUGGGAGAGGUUUAGUUUGUAUAGUGCAGAUGUUAGGAAUGAUGAAUUCUAUCAUUUGCCUUGUAGACUCAAUGAGCUUUUCCCAGCACUUUAAGAAGAUGGUAGCAACUUUUGUUAUAUUUUUUAACUCAACUCAAUUGUUAUUCUCAAAAUAGUUUGUAUUUGUAAUUCACUAAUUGUGGUAACAUGGUUUCAUUUCGAUAUGUUUGGAAACAUUUUUCUUUUAUUAUAUAGUGCUGAACAUUGUAAUUUGGUUCUCAUUGAAGAGAACUCUAAUUUUUGUGAGGAAUUUUGGAACAAGAAAUAGAGUAUUAUUUAGAUUAUGAA
Messenger RNA from Cicer arietinum (chickpea), 2455 nucleotides. Its product is annotated as putative nucleobase-ascorbate transporter 10. The record is from RefSeq and is a predicted model, not a curated record. Gene Ontology annotation, biological process: transmembrane transport. NCBI's taxonomy places the organism in Eukaryota, Viridiplantae, Streptophyta, Magnoliopsida, Fabales, Fabaceae. Gene Ontology annotation, molecular function: transmembrane transporter activity. Gene Ontology annotation, cellular component: membrane.